This is a messenger RNA of Fomitiporia mediterranea MF3/22, 1459 nucleotides long. RefSeq lists its product as uncharacterized. Gene Ontology annotation, molecular function: SUMO transferase activity. Gene Ontology annotation, cellular component: synaptonemal complex. The record is from RefSeq and is a predicted model, not a curated record. Gene Ontology annotation, biological process: reciprocal meiotic recombination; homologous chromosome pairing at meiosis; protein sumoylation. The transcript has 8 exons. NCBI's taxonomy places the organism in Eukaryota, Fungi, Basidiomycota, Agaricomycetes, Hymenochaetales, Hymenochaetaceae. The coding region runs from base 1 to 1293 and encodes 430 amino acids.
AUGGACCAAACUCAAACCGCUCAAGAGGAUUUCGACAUCUGGGAAUUCGUAACCUGUUCUAAAUGUCAGCUACCUUUCUCUCAGGAUGGUGUCUCCGGUCCAAGUGUACCUUUCUGGAUUACGGAAUGCGGACAUGUCCUAUGCAAUAGCCAUCUGAAUCCGGACAAGAGCUGUCCGUCCUGUAACGCGCAAAAUAUAGAGCUUAUGGCGUUGCAGAAGGAGAUGCCACCUCCUUUUUCUGACUGGUUCUGUUCUCUGCCUUACAAACUGGAUGCGCUCGCUCAGGCCGCUAAGUUUCAACAUGAGCGAAUGGCAAGCGCUGCACGCUAUUAUAAGACACGUUAUGAGCAAUAUCGGUCGACGUUCAGCCGCCUGAAAAACGAAAUCGCUCAGGUGAAGGCACUUAAAAAAGAAAACGUGGCCCUGAAGAGCGAAAUUACUCGUUUACGAGGCGGGUCGACUGAUCAUCAGCAACAGGACAUGCAACGCCAACAGGAACCAGCCCCAUUUGUUAACGUAAACGGAAAACGUCGUAUUCUGGAUAAUCAGGUUUAUACCUCAAGUCCCCGGUCAAUUCAUACCCCCGCCGGACCUUCGCGUAUCACACUUCCUCCGGACCAUGACCUUCCACCUCCUUUAGCCCAGCUUGGUGCUUUGGGCACGUCAAAUUCGGUUGACGGUUCGCGACAACGGUCAUCAAAUCCGCUGCAACCACCAGGAUCAAGUCACUUUUCUCAGCAAUAUGCAUAUAAUGCACCUCAAAGUCAGCACAUGCAGAUGCCUUCCCAACAAGUGCUUUCAUAUGAGCAACAGGCGCCGACUCGCCAGCGAGUGCGGCAGAACGACGGACAACUUAUGCUCCCUCCACCGACGCCAUCUCAGGGUCGACAAGCCAACGGCUUACUUCAGUCUCGUCAGACGCAGCGACUGGCGACAACUCGUCUCGCUGAACAAAUGCACAUUGGCCAAUACACCCAUCAAAUACAACAGUCGCAGACUUCAGGACCUGAAAAUGCACAAAGUUCUGGAACUGGCCAACAGCGAUCAACCGGACAAGACUCACGACGAUUCGUUCCGCCUACUGCAACCAACUCAUUCACAACGGCGAGCCGGUCAAGUCUGCAUCUUGUCCCACAGACGCCAAAUGGGGCGAGGCAUCGUUUUGUUCCCAUGACUCCGUCUACAAGCAGUGGAGGACGAUUUGUGUCGGCUGGCUUAUCCGGUUCCAGAGUUGCCCAGAACACUGCUCAAGGGAACGGACAAACCCAGCGGACUUCGUUCAUUCCCAGAUAGGUGAUUGAUUGAUGCGAAGGCCGCUUUACGGAUACCUAGGGAUAUUGGGUUCGUGUGCCAUAUGUGAAUUCUCAAGGGUGGUCAUUUUCAACACCGCUUCGAUAUGAAUCGGCGUCUUCGCUAUUCUAACAUGCAUAAGCAUUGUACUAUGCUAGGCUCCCUCCCC